Molecule: messenger RNA, 753 nt
Organism: Medicago truncatula (barrel medic)
Lineage: Eukaryota; Viridiplantae; Streptophyta; Magnoliopsida; Fabales; Fabaceae
Exons: 1
Coding region: 1-753 (250 amino acids)
Molecular function (GO): nucleic acid binding; RNA-DNA hybrid ribonuclease activity
Source: RefSeq, a predicted model, not a curated record
AUGUGGAGUUUAUGGAAGCAUAGGAAUCUUAUGGUGUGGGAGAAUAAGAAUGAGUUGUGUGCCAUGACUGUUGAUCGAGUGCGCGUAAUGAUGGAAGAAUGGAAACUCGCGACUGCUAACUGCUCCACUCCUACACAGCAGAAUGUGCAUUUGCAGGCUUCAACUGCUACUGCACAGCAGAUUGUGCAUCUGCAGGCUUCGGCUGCUACUGCACAGCAGCGUCCUGCGCACCUACAGCAACUUCCUAUGGCUGCUUCAUAUUCUGCUACAUGGCAGCGGCCAUCCCAUGGUCGUCUUAAGUUCAAUGUGGAUGUAGGUUUCUCAACGGCUAAGAACAGAACCGAAAUAGGCAUUUGUGUGCGAGAUGAUGACGAUGCUUACGUGCUUGCUAAAGCAAUCAGCUUCAACAUUGUGCACACGGUCCGGGUUGGUGAAGCUUUGGGUUUAUACCAUGCUUUGGAAUGGCUAAGUGAUAUGCAAUUCGACAAUGUAGAUUUUUCGACGGAUUCUAAAAUUACCAAUGAUGCCUUUCACUCUCAUAAAGAUGACCUCUCCGAGUUUGGACAUAUCAUUUCACCCAGUCAAGCUCUCUUCUCCACUCACUUUACAAAUUCUCAGGUUGAGUUCACUAGGCGACAAGCGAAUGCGGCAACUCAUGCACUUGCAGGGGAGGCCACUUCUUUAGCUAGUCCCGUCAUUUAUUUUAAUAUCCCGCGUUGUAUAAAUAAUAUCAUCUUUAAUGAAAUGCUAUAA